AUGUAUGCUGCAGGAAGUUGCGGGGCAAGCGAAGUUGAGCCGCGAUAUGGCAAAUCGCAUGAAGAUGGGUUGCGGAAAUCGCUACUUCAAGAAGUGACUGAGCAAGAGGUUGAGUCGCAAGUGGUGGAACCUCAAAGAUCAACUUGCGAGAAAGCGGCCUGCAAGAAGGAGAAUUCGCCGUGUAGGAAUGAGGUUCAAGUGUGGCAGGAUUGGUUGCAAGAAGCUGAGACGCAAGACACCGAGCCACGAGGAGUCAGCUUCCGAGUUGAAGUAUGA
Penicillium chermesinum is the source of this 276-nucleotide messenger RNA. RefSeq lists its product as uncharacterized. The transcript has a single exon. The coding region runs from base 1 to 276 and encodes 91 amino acids. The record is from RefSeq and is a predicted model, not a curated record. Lineage: Eukaryota; Fungi; Ascomycota; Eurotiomycetes; Eurotiales; Aspergillaceae.